UUUGUUUUUUUGUCAUGAUUCACAUCGAAUUUCCGACAUCAGAGACACGUAUGCUGUUAAUCAGGUGCUGAAGAAAAAAUCAAUCCUCUCCACUUGAAGGUAGGUGAUGCACACAGAUUUCUUCUUACCUUGCAAGCACCGUUGGAUGAAGAGAGUAGGCAUGAUCAUGGACAAACGCAGUGAGUGCUCAACCCAUCUGUACAUACGCUGCACUUUAUGCCCCCGUGCCGCUGCCAUCCUUAUCAUGCCUCUCCUUGAUCUGGCUCCCCAGUGCCGUCUUGCCUCGAUCUUGCAGGAGAGGAGGACAUUGUUUAUUUGCGUAGGGCUGUCGGGGGAUAAUUCGAUCGAGUAGGAGUUGUUACGUGGAAGAGGAGCUAGCAGCUGGGCGAUCGUUUGGCUAGGUGACGAGGAAGAAAUUGAUACGGCCGGCCGUUGUACGGGAGCACGGCCAGAGAUGGAGUUCGAUACGGUCUGCACCCAAAUCAGAAGGUUUGGCCACCCUUAACAAUAUCCUCAUCGGAUAUAACUUGGGGAAGGCGAAGGCGUACCCCCUACUAUAUAAGCUCGGCCACCCACGCCCCAAACAAAUCACAACCAACCUUCCUCAAGUCGUUUGUUCCCCCGAGCAAUCGAGUUGUGUUCCCGGCGAUCGAUCGAUCCAUCUUGCUGAGCAUCAUGGUUUCCGCCGACGUGGCCCGCAACAUCGUCGGCAUCAUUGGCAAUGUCAUCUCCUUUGGACUCUUCCUCUCCCCUGUGCCGACGUUCUGGCAUAUCUGCAAGGCCAAGAACGUGGAGGAGUUCAAGCCGGACCCCUACCUGGCGACGCUCAUGAACUGCCUGCUCUGGUUCUUCUACGGGCUCCCUAUCGUCCACCCCAACAGCACCCUCGUCCUCACCAUCAACGGCAUCGGCCUCGUCAUCGAGGGCGCCUACAUCAUCAUCUUCAUCAUCUACGCGGCCAAGAACACAAGGUGGAAGAUGCUCGGCGUGCUCGCCAUCCAGGCGGCGUUCAUGGCUGCUGUGGUGGCCGGUGUGCUCGUCGGCGCCCACACCCAUGAGAAGCGCUCCAUGAUCGUAGGCAUCCUUUGCGUCAUCUUCGGCUCCAUCAUGUACGCCUCCCCGCUCACCAUCAUGGGUAAAGUGAUCAGGACCAGGAGUGUGGAGUACAUGCCAUUCUUCCUGUCACUGGUAAACUUCCUCAACGGUCUCUGCUGGACGGGCUAUGCGCUAAUCAAGUUUGACAUCUACAUCACGAUCCCCAAUGCCCUCGGUACAAUCUUCGGCCUCAUCCAGCUGAUCCUUUACGGGUACUACUACAGAUCUACCCCCAAGAAGGGCAAGAAUGUCGAGCUGCCCACCGUCCUCACCAAAAACGCCGUUACCAGCGGCAACGUCUCCGUCACCAUAGAGAAAUAAGCUUUGCUUCGUUUUUAGCCCUAAAGAUUUUGAGCAGUUAAUACCGGAUGAUACUUCAACAGGUCUGAUGUUAAUUAGUUGUACUUUUUGUUAGCUAGUAGAGUCUGAGAUUGCCUUUAAUUUUGUGAACCAUUGUCGUCUGUCCGAGACUACAGUGCAAAUUGCAAGUGUAUAUAAAUACCAAUGCAGCUGAGUUAUCCCAGAGAUAUAUUAUGAAAACCACGUAUGCUUGCCUGUUUUCAA
This is a messenger RNA of Triticum dicoccoides, 1659 nucleotides long. RefSeq names its product bidirectional sugar transporter SWEET6b-like. Gene Ontology annotation, cellular component: membrane. The record is from RefSeq and is a predicted model, not a curated record. The coding region runs from base 676 to 1416 and encodes 246 amino acids. Gene Ontology annotation, biological process: carbohydrate transport. Gene Ontology annotation, molecular function: sugar transmembrane transporter activity. The transcript is spliced from 6 exons. Lineage: Eukaryota; Viridiplantae; Streptophyta; Magnoliopsida; Poales; Poaceae.